GGGUGGGGGAGAGCACGUUUUGUUUCUUUUCACGCUGGCCUUAAAGAGGAUAUAUUAGAAGUUGAAAGGGAAGGGGUGCGAAGCAGGCCGAUGGCGCAAAGGUACGACGAUUUACCCCAUUACGGUGGGAUGGAUGGAGUGGGGAUCCCGAGCACCAUGUACGGGGACCCCCAUGCCGCCAGAUCCAUGCAGCCCGUCCACCACAUGAAUCACGGUCCUCCGCUUCACUCCCAUCAAUACCCGCACACAGCUCACACCAACGCCAUGCCCCCAAGCAUGGGCUCCUCCGUCAAUGACGCUUUAAAGAGAGAUAAAGAUGCCAUUUAUGGACACCCCCUCUUCCCACUCUUAGCACUGAUUUUUGAGAAAUGUGAAUUAGCGACAUGCACUCCCCGGGAACCCGGGGUGGCGGGCGGCGAUGUUUGCUCCUCAGAGUCUUUCAACGAAGACAUAGCAGUGUUUGCCAAACAGAUCCGAGCAGAGAAACCCUUAUUUUCUUCUAAUCCUGAACUGGAUAACUUGAUGAUCCAAGCCAUACAAGUAUUAAGGUUUCAUCUGUUGGAAUUAGAGAAGGUACACGAAUUGUGUGACAAUUUCUGCCACCGGUAUAUUAGCUGUUUGAAAGGAAAAAUGCCUAUCGAUUUGGUGAUAGACGAUAGAGAAGGCGGAUCAAAAUCGGACAGUGAAGACAUAACGAGAUCAGCAAAUCUAACAGAUCAGCCUUCCUGGAACAGAGAUCACGAUGACACAGCGUCAACACGUUCAGGAGGUACACCGGGACCCUCCAGUGGGGGACACACAUCACACAGUGGUGACAACAGCAGCGAACAAGGUGACGGCUUGGACAACAGUGUAGCUUCUCCCAGCACAGGUGAUGAUGAUGAUCCAGAUAAGGACAAAAAGCGACAUAAAAAGCGUGGCAUCUUUCCCAAAGUAGCCACAAAUAUCAUGAGGGCAUGGCUGUUCCAGCAUCUAACACAUCCUUACCCUUCAGAAGAACAGAAAAAGCAGUUGGCACAAGACACAGGGCUCACAAUACUUCAAGUGAACAAUUGGUUUAUUAAUGCUAGAAGAAGAAUAGUUCAGCCCAUGAUAGACCAGUCCAACCGAGCAGUAAGCCAAGGAACACCUUAUAACCCAGAUGGACAGCCAAUGGGAGGUUUUGUGAUGGAUGGUCAACAGCACAUGGGAAUCAGAGCGCCAGGACUGCAAAGUAUGCCAGGGGAUUAUGUGUCUCGGGGUGGUCCAAUGGGCAUGAAUAUGGGACAGCCAAGCUAUACACCACCCCAGAUGCCCCCACAUCCAGCUCAGCUGCGUCAUGGUCCCCCCAUGCAUACCUACAUUCCUGGACACCCACACCACCCAGCAAUGAUGAUGCAUGGAGGACCACCCCACCCUGGAAUGCAGAUGCCAGCAACUAGCCCCACAAUGCUCAAUACAGGAGACCCAGCAAUGAGUGGACAAGUGAUGGACAUUCAUGCUCAGUAGCUUAAGGGAAUAUACUUUAUCAUCAAUAAUGGCAAAUUUGAAAUACUGUCGUUCUUCAACGACUUAGCGGAGUUUCAUUCUUGGCAUCUAGUCUGGACCAAGGAACAAUCCUAUAUUUGUCUUUAUAGGGACCCUGAAAAACAGGAAAGACACGCCAACUGAAGUCAACUUCUGGGGACAUGCAAAAUAACUAUAUAAGGCAACAGAGUGGAAUAUUGUAAAAUGCUAUUAUUCUGUUAUCCAUAUUACGUUGUUUCUUA
This is a messenger RNA of Lacerta agilis (Sand lizard), 1748 nucleotides long. RefSeq names its product homeobox protein Meis1. The transcript is spliced from 12 exons. Bases 91 to 1488 code for a protein of 465 amino acids. Gene Ontology annotation, biological process: angiogenesis; positive regulation of transcription by RNA polymerase II; embryonic pattern specification. The record is from RefSeq and is a predicted model, not a curated record. NCBI's taxonomy places the organism in Eukaryota, Metazoa, Chordata, Lepidosauria, Squamata, Lacertidae. Gene Ontology annotation, molecular function: DNA-binding transcription activator activity, RNA polymerase II-specific; RNA polymerase II cis-regulatory region sequence-specific DNA binding.